AUGAUCCUGCGGCCACACUUAAAGUUCUCGGUGUACAGGCGGGAAGCGUGGCCAUCCCGAUCUGCAGCGGCUGAAUCCUUUCGCAGAAAACCCUUCUAUCAAACCUGGGAUCGCCGCGUCUUUGCGGAAUUCGUAAAAUACGGCUUGCGCGAUGUCUCGGUGGACACUGGAAUCAGUGGUAAGGAUAGUCAGCCUCAAAUGACAACACCGGUAAGACUCACUACCCCUGUUCUGUGUGAGCUUGCCUCCUUUGCGCGGCCAUAUCACAAUCUCCCUGCCCCAGAUGCAGCGAUAGGCGAUUCUAGAAACCGCCUCACGCACCCGGAUCUCGACCCUCAGGUCAUGACAUCGUUGCCGUUUUAUCGUCCAGAGGUAACUGAACUUUUCCCUCGGCUGCCCUACCUACGACCGAGUGUCCUUUACAUCUACGGUAGUGAGUCCCAUAUGAGCCUUCCGGAGUUGAGGAGCGACAAACUGCGGACUACAGGAAUUGCUACCGGAGGCAGUGGCGGGGCUGCAGCUGGUCGCGUGCGCGAGGUCGUCAUGCAAGGGUUUUCACACCAGGUGCCGUUGGAAGCGGUCAAUGAAUGCGCAGAGGAGAUAUCUAGUUGGCUAGCCUGCGAAUCAAGGCGCUGGUGUAGAGAGGAACAGGCUUUUCACAAUAGGCGGGGUAACGCUGCCAGCUCUGAUUCAAGGACUAUCGACAAAGACUGGAAAGUCUAUGUUCCAAGGGGUAAUCGAGUGAAGCCGAACAUGUAA
Molecule: messenger RNA, 759 nt
Organism: Aspergillus luchuensis
Lineage: Eukaryota; Fungi; Ascomycota; Eurotiomycetes; Eurotiales; Aspergillaceae
Exons: 1
Coding region: 1-759 (252 amino acids)
Source: RefSeq, a predicted model, not a curated record